UGGGAGGGGCACUAGUGGAAACGCUUCGGCCAAUGGGAGGGGCAGUGGCGGAAGGUGAUUCGCAUUUAAGACACCUCGCCCCAGGGAAAAAUGGCUCCGGUUCCUUUCGGCUCCCGGAGAACGCGAAAGGAGGUCGGGCUCUGGGCGCCAGCGGCGCCGCCGGGCCCGGGCAAGCGCAGCGACCCCGCGCCUGUGCGGCCCUCUAGGUGGGAGUCUUGUAGGGGAGCGCCCCUCGCGGCCCUUCCCGGAAAGGGCCGGGUCAUGGAGGAGGAGCUGCCCGACGACCUGGAGGACUGGGUGGCCGUCAAGGAGAACCUAUUCUCGGAGCCCGAGCGGCCCAACCUCUGCUUUUUAGUGGCUUGGAAUGAGUCCGAGGCCAAGUUCGCCGUGACCUGUCACAACCGAACCCUGCAGCAGCAGCGGCGGCGGCGGCGGCGCGCGGGCCUCGGCCCGGCCCCGGGGGACGGAGGCGCCCCGGCCGAGGGGGAGGAGGAGGAGGAGGAGGGCAGGCCGCUCAGCUGGGCCGGUCUCUUUUCCGUGGCCGAACUUCAGGGCGUGCACCGGAUGCUGGCCGCCAUGAACUCGCAGCUGGAGGCCGCCUUCCCCGAGCUGCCCCCCGAGGUCGGCCCGAGCCUGUGGGCGCUGCUCUUUCCGGCCGCCGGGCCCGACGAGGAGGCGCUGAGGCAGCAGUGCGACCAGCUGGCGCGCUACCUGGACGAGGCGGUCGACCGGUGCGGCGCCAAGAUGCUGCUGGACUUGCUUUUCCCCGCCGACGCCGAGCCGCUGGAGGAGUACUUCGAGAACCUGCAUGAAUUCCGGAAGAAGGCCCUGCGGCGGCACGUGGUCCGCGCCCAGGAGCGGCUCUGCCGGAUUGUUCACGAGCAUAAUAAUGCUGUCAAGAUGAUAGAUUUAAUGAAAGUUUAUGAAGAAGAAGAUAAAGCUUACCAGGAAUUAGUUACUGUGGCAACAAACUUCUACGAAUAUUUGCUGCAACCAUUUAGGGAUAUGCGAGAGCUUGCAACAUUAUACAAGCUAAAAAUUUCAAAGUCUUUGGAGUUCCAUGAACUGGGCCCUAAGAGAAUAGAGGCAUUGGAAAAAGAGGCCAGAGAAUGGACCCGACAAGCUGACGAAGCUGUGACAUCUAUUCAAGACAUCACGGUGAAUUAUUUUAAGGAAACAGCAAAUGCAUUGGCUGGAAUGAAAAAACAGAUGGAACAGGAUAAAGAGAGAUUUGGCCAAGCUACCUGGGCCUUAGCUGCUCCCAGACUUGAAAAACUGAAGCUCAUGUUAGCAAGAGAAACUCUACAGUACAAAAGAGCCAAAGAACUAUGCUUGAAUCGAAAAAGAGUUGAAAUUCAAAAAAAAGUAGAACAUCUUUCUGAAGCAGAGAAAAACAUUGAUAUGAUAGAUGAACUAGAAAUGCAGUAUUAUGAAGUUCAACUUGAAUUGUAUGAAGUUCAGCUUGAGAUAUUGAAGUUUAAAGAGAUGCUGCUUAUUACAGAGUUAGAUGCUACGAGACGACUCAUAAAAGAGAAACAAGAUGAAGUUGUGUAUUAUGAUGCUGUUGAAAAUCCUGAGGAACUGAUUGCUGAUCAUCUAGUAGCGCAAAACGAUUCCCAGGUUUCAGAAAUGAAGAUGCUCAAGCAGAAGUCCCAGCAGCUAGAACACAAGAGAGGAAUUAUCUGUGCAAGAAGAGCCUAUCUCAGGAACAAAAAAGACCAAUGCAAGGCAAGUCAUCAUCACAAAUUGCAACGGGCACAGGAAAACAUAAAGCGAUUUUAUCAGCAUCAUAAUAUUCAAGUGAAAAGAGACAAGAGAAAAGAAGAAGAAAAGGAAAAGCAAGAGUGGAUAAGCCAAGAACGACAGAAAACACUUCAACGCCUAAAAUCAUUUAGAGAGAAAUGUCCAGGUCAGUUUGUACUUAAAACGCCUCAUUCAAAACCAAUUAGUCCAAAAUUGCCCAAAGAUAUUUCCCAGAAAAUCUCAUCAUCAGCUUCUCAGCCACUGUCAACGGUCCAUUUAUCUUCUAAUAAUACAAGUACUCCUUCAUCCAAAGUUGGAAGUUUGGAAACAUGUAAAUACAAAAACAGUCCUGGAAAUAUCCCUAGUCAGGUUUUGGUUCCAUUUGGUGAUCUACCACAUUCAGAAACCAGUAGGGAACCGACAUCGCCAUCAGCACCAAUUCUUCUUGCUGCCCCUCCACCUCCUCUUCCGUCAUCGCCGCCGCCGCCACCACCACCACCACCACCUCUUCCUUCUUCCUCACCACUUUCAUUGAAGACAUCUGGAAGAGAUUAUCAACCACUUCCUUUGGUCUGUGAAUCAACUGCUAAAAAAUAUGAUUCCUCAAAAAGUUCUUUAAACCUCUGUACAGGAACUAUGGAUAAAGUUUUGGAUUCUUUAAAGCAUGGUGCAAUACUUCACAAAAUAGAGAAGCCCACUCUGCCUACUUCAGGAACUUCAGUCAGAGAUAAUAUUCUGGCUGCUAUUAAGCAAGGCGUUAAAUUGAAGAAAGUUCCUCAAGAGCCCAUUACAGACAUCAACGAAGAGUCGUCCAGUGAGCUGGAGAAAAGCAUCAAGGCAGCUCUCCAGAGAAUUAAGAGAGUGUCUGCUGACUCUGAGGAGGAUGACAAUGAAGAUCAGAAUAAUACAGAAUGGGACAGUUAACUUGAUUUGAAGCUAGAGGUUUGCUGGAAUAAUGAAGUUCUCAGGAUAAAGCAAUAUAGGCGCAUGUGGACUUCUGAGAAACAUACAUACUCAGGGAAGGACAGCCUCCAUAAUGGUUUUAUAAAAACAGCAACAUUUUAUGAGAACUACAUUGCAGAGGUUUUCAUUAUUGUCAUUGUUUUUGAAAUGGAAUAUGCAUGGUUUUUUAGUCUUUUCAUUCGCUAAUUAACAAGGAAUCUUUAGAUUACAUUUCAUGGGUGAAUUUUCUGAAUAGACCCUGGAUGGAUGUGGGAAGAUACUCAGGAUGUAUAUCUGAUGUUUUGCCACAAAAUUAAAUUUGAAAAAAUGUAAACUCAUAAGCAAAUACUUUGACUAGUGAAACAAACAAGCUUCAACCCCUCACCCCCAAAAACCUUAGAGAUGAAAGGAGAAAAGUGAAUUGAGAUUAAAGAAACUGGCAGACAUUGUUGGCACAAGAAACUAGUACUUAUUCAUUAAGCCAUAUGCAGUAGAGAAUGUGCUACACUCUAAUUUUAAAGGAUGUUUCACAUCAGAAAAGUAAACAUUACCUUUUUACCUUACUUUUGAGGGAAAAUGGAGUUUUGGGGAAGUGUUGGACAAUUUCUACUAAAAUUUGGAAAUAUUACAACUAUAUAAUCGAAAUAAUUGGGUCUAUCAACAUUUUAAUUUGUUAAAACUGAAUAAUUUAUUAUAAGUCACCAGAAUAAUUCAAUGGCACUUGAGAAACACUUUAAACAUAAUUUAUUUUCUAUUCUCUAGUAUAUCUGUGCACAGAAUUGUUUUCGGUAUUUCAGUGUUAUAUUUAGGGGGAAUGGAAAGCCUAUAGUACCUUCACUUUGAAAUAUGUGGCUACUAAUUAACAUUUCUAAUACAAAACUUGCAGAUAUGAGAUUUAAAGAUUCAAUAAGAUUUCAACUGAGCUUUUGUUUGACAUGUACAGUUUUAUUGGAGGGAAAAUUAAAAAACCUAUAAUUAAUGAUUGGGUGGGAAACCAUAUCCUCUCGGGAAACAACUGCUCAUGGAAAUCAUGUUCCCCUUUUUGGUACAUAAACAUUAUUAUAAAAUGAAGAAAUGCUUCCUAUUGCCAAAAACACCUUAUUUUUGUCUCCUGGGGAUGGAUACUCUGGUGGUAGGUAAAAUUUGGCUUACAGUUUUUACUAUGUUAAAAACUUAGUUUACUAAGUUCAGAAAAUUUUUGUAUUAAAGUUGGGUUUCUUAUAUUUUUUGGUGUUUAACCAAAAAGUUAUUAUUAAUCUUAAGUAAUUUCAAAAACACCUUCACAAGCUUUCUAGAAUGUUGAAGUCUUUUUGGGGAGAAAAUGUGGUACCUUGGUAAUCAGGGUUUUUUUACUUGGUUAUAGAAAGAUAGAGCUUUCUGUGUAAUAUAAUAAAAGCAAAAUUGAAAUUAAAAUGUUUUAACAGUGAA
Sarcophilus harrisii (Tasmanian devil) is the source of this 4113-nucleotide messenger RNA. It is a transcript of the gene WHAMM, whose product is annotated as WASP homolog associated with actin, golgi membranes and microtubules. The transcript is spliced from 10 exons. The record is from RefSeq and is a predicted model, not a curated record. Gene Ontology annotation, biological process: Arp2/3 complex-mediated actin nucleation; endoplasmic reticulum to Golgi vesicle-mediated transport. The coding region runs from base 91 to 2667 and encodes 858 amino acids. NCBI's taxonomy places the organism in Eukaryota, Metazoa, Chordata, Mammalia, Dasyuromorphia, Dasyuridae. Gene Ontology annotation, cellular component: endoplasmic reticulum-Golgi intermediate compartment membrane; cytoplasm. Gene Ontology annotation, molecular function: Arp2/3 complex binding; actin binding.